Suncus etruscus (white-toothed pygmy shrew) is the source of this 2533-nucleotide messenger RNA. RefSeq names its product pygopus family PHD finger 1 (gene PYGO1). The transcript is spliced from 3 exons. Lineage: Eukaryota; Metazoa; Chordata; Mammalia; Eulipotyphla; Soricidae. The record is from RefSeq and is a predicted model, not a curated record. Bases 84 to 1346 code for a protein of 420 amino acids.
CUUUGCAAAGUCGCCCCGGCCCGCGCCGCCGAGACGCCCCGAUCCCCGCGGCCUGGGCAGGGAGUCAUGCACGGCCGUCGGUAAUGUCCGCGGAACAGGACAAGGAGCCCAUCGCGCUGAAGAGAGUUCGAGGUGGUGAUAGUGGACUGGAGGGGCUAGGAGGACCAGCAGGUGUACAGCUUGGAAGUCCAGAUAAGAAAAAACGCAAGGCAAAUGCACAGGGGCCUUCUUUUCCUCCAUUGUCAGAGUAUGCUCCACCACCGAACCCAAACUCUGACCAUCUAGUGGCUGCUAACCCAUUUGAUGACAACUAUAACACUAUUUCCUACAAACCACUACCUUCGUCAAAUUCAUUUCUAGGCCCUGGUUAUCCUGGCUUUGGAGGCUACAACACAUUCAGAAUGCCACCUCAUGUCCCCCCAAGAAUGUCUUCCCCCUACUGUGCUCCUUACUCACUCAGGAAUCAGCCACAUCCAUUUCCUCAGAAUCCUCUGGGCAUGGGUUUUAAUCGACCUCAUGCUUUUAACUUUGGGCCACCUGACAAUGCAAGUUUUGGAAACCCCGCUUAUAAUAAUGCACUAAAUCAAAAUGUCAGCAUGCCUAAUCAACAUUUCAGACAAAAUCCUGUGGAAAACUUCAGUCAGAUGCCUCCACAGAAUGCUAGCCAAAUACCCAACCCCGACUUGGCAUCGAACUUUGUUCCUGGAAAUAAUACCACUUUCACCUCUCCGCUAGAACCAAACCAUUCUUUCAUUCCUCCCCCAAACACUUUUGGUCAAGUCAAAGCGCCUCCCCCUAAGCCGGAUGUUAGCCAAGGAGCAACCAAAAAUGCGAAUCAAAAUUCCUCUGCUCACCCACCGCACAUAAAUAUGGAUGAUGCUGUGAAUCAGAGUAAUAUCGAAUUGAAGAACGUCAAUCGAAACAACGCGGUGAGUCAAGAGCCUAGCCGCUCGAGUAGCACUGAAGCUGCCAACAAUAGCUGUGCCAAUGGGACUCAGAAUAAGCUCCGACAGCCUCGAGGUGCCACAGAUACGGGAACCACAGAGAAAAGCAAUAAGUCCUCCCUUCACCCCAGCCGGCACGGCCUUUCAUCUUCUGACCCUGUGUACCCUUGUGGAAUCUGUACGAAUGAGGUGAAUGAUGAUCAGGAUGCCAUCCUGUGUGAGGCCUCAUGUCAGAAAUGGUUUCAUCGAAUCUGCACUGGAAUGACAGAGACCGCCUAUGGCCUCCUGACUGCAGAGGCAUCCGCUGUGUGGGGCUGCGAUGCAUGCAUGGCCAGCGAGGAUGUCCAACUCAUGCGCACACGGGAAGCAUUCGGGACCCCAGCAGCAAGUAGUGACACUUAACUCCAGGGGCCACGAAAGGGAUUGCUCCACUACAUUGCCUCAUCUCCUGUUUGAUCACAGAGUCUCAGUGACACAGGAUUUUAAUGUUUCCCAUUUUUAAAGGCACAUGAAAAGAGGAUUUACCUUUGAGUUUUAUUACUGUUCUAUUUCAUAACUAGUGAAAAUUCUGUCUUGUCUCUGUUUGCUAUCUUAGAUGGAAAUAAUGUAUAUGAAGAUGCGUUAGAAAGUAAAUGUUAGUAGUUGUUUAUCCUAAGUCUAAAAGCCUCAGAAAGCUUCAAAAUAAUACAGAGCAAGGUAGGCAGUUUUUGACUUUUAAAAAAGUUAGAAUCGUUGAAAAAGUGUUUAUUUCAGCGCUAGACUUUGGUGAUAUCACAUGAAGCAUUUAGGUCAAAACGUUUUUUUUUUCUAGGAGCUACGUAGCAUUUUCAAAAUAAAAUAUACAUAACUUAAACCGGAAGAAAGCGUAUAUCUUAGUGGAUAUUCCUAGAAAUAAUGUGAUACCAGAUUUCUCCUCCUCUGGGUUCCUUAAAAUUAGUGAUUCUCAUAUAUCCAAGUCGGUUUUCCUGGUCAUCUGUUUGUACAGAGAUGAAACAAAUGUUAUUGUGUAGUAUAAGCUUAGUAAGUAUUUGUUAAUAAAUUUUCAGGUUGUACCACAUGGAAUUGACUAUUGGAUCAGCUGAAAAUCGCAAUUAGUAGACUUGACAUGAAGUAUACAUCUUUCGUUUUGCUACUGAGAAUUUUAAUAGUAUCAUUAUGCCCUAAAGUUUUCAAUUAUUGAGUUGUUUUCUGUGGUUUUCAGAGAAAUAAUUGAUAUAGUAUCUUCAAAAGAAUUUUAAAUACAUUUUGAAAAUAUUUUUAUCUGGGACAUAUUACAGGUGAGCUAAUCAAAGCUACCAGUUUGGCUUUGUGAGACUGAUGCCAAAAGAACUCACUGGUGAUUUGAAAGAACAUAUUUUAGGGACCCUGCUUUUAAAAGUGAGCUUUGGAAGCCACAAAAGUGACUCAAUGGAAAACACAUGCCUUGAAUGCAUGAGACCUAGAUUUUUGUCCCCACCACUGAAGAUGAGUUUGGUGGAGAUCAAAAUCCAUUGUAGGCAAAAAAUCAAUUAAGAGCUAUGGUGAAAACAAACUCAAUAAUUCAAGGCCUUGUAGCAGAAAAAAAUUUGCUAUAACUGGGGAAGUGUAAA